Gasterosteus aculeatus aculeatus (three-spined stickleback) is the source of this 1296-nucleotide messenger RNA. NCBI's taxonomy places the organism in Eukaryota, Metazoa, Chordata, Actinopteri, Perciformes, Gasterosteidae. The record is from RefSeq and is a predicted model, not a curated record.
UGCAUUCUGUGAGAGAGGAUCACUUCAUCCAGUUUAUCCAGCAAGGUGGGUGUGACGCACGUCUUUGCAACAGAACCACUGCUCGAGCGAUUUUUUUUUUCAUUUCUGUGAAAUUGUGCACUCAAAAUGGCAACCUCAGAGGAAAUCCUAGUCAAGGAGCUCGACAAGAGGGCCUCAGGCCAAGCCUUUGAGGUCAUCCUGGCUGCUCCUGCCCCGGAUGCAAAGCCCGAAUUCCCCCUGACCCCUCCCAAGAAGAAGGAUGUGUCGCUCGAGGAAAUUCAGAGGAAACUGGACGCUGCAGAGGAGAGACGCAAGAACCAUGAAGCCGAGGUUCUGAGGCACUUAGCUGAGAAGCGCGAGCAUGAAAAGGAAGUGCUACAGAAAGCUAUGGAGGAAAACAACAACUUCAGCAAGAUGGCAGAGGAGAAGCUCAAUCAGAAGAUGGAGGCCAACAAAGAGAACCGCACAGCACUAAUGGCAGCAAUGAAUGAGAAAUUCAAGGAGAAGGACAAGAAGUUGGAAGAGGUGCGAAAGAACAAGGAAACCAAAGAGGGAUCUGAGGACUGAAAGCUGAGAAAUGGGGCAUUGUACAGGGUUUUUUACGUAUCCAAAGAUUGAUUUAUUUUUUGUUUGGCCAGUAUUUUUGUUGUGUUCACUACCCACCUUUUUGAAAUAAAUCCAAGCUCUACUCUGUGAAUUUUUUCAAUUAUCCUGCUAUAAGUGUACUUGCGCUGGUUUUACAUGUGGAUCAUUUCCCCCACUCGUUGAGUCUGUUAAAUUUGAUAUUAGCUUGUCAGUGCAGCUUCUGCCAUUUUGGAAAAUUAGCAUUGUGUACUUUUUUUUUUCUUUUUGAAGCAUGUUUCUAUGCAUAGUCUUUAACCCCUGCAUACGUAGUGCGUUUUGGAAAAAAAAAUGUUCCCGUGAACCACACCUGUUCUCGGCACUUACUGUAUAUUAAAAUAAAAGUAGCACAAGUUUUGACCAAGGCGUCGGCUGUUACAAAUGCAGGUGUUUUGUGCCGCUUUGCUACCCCAGAUUCUGCUAGUUGGCUCCUGCAGACGAGUUAUUUUGCCACUGAUUCUUUGCUUUUGUAAAACCAUGGCGGUAGUCUUCAACACGCAUAGCUUCUUGCUGUAUAGGUGUGGCUCGACGUGCCAGAAACGGAUGCCACCGCGAACGUCUGAACAACGGUCUACACGCGGAACGCAAACGAGCAAUACACUUUGGCAUCGCCUCCGACACAGUGGCUAGUUGACCUGAACUGUUGUACUAAAACCAAUAAAAACGUGAACGCAC